Messenger RNA from Nematocida homosporus, 678 nucleotides. RefSeq names its product 20S proteasome subunit alpha 4. Gene Ontology annotation, cellular component: proteasome core complex; proteasome core complex, alpha-subunit complex. The coding region runs from base 1 to 678 and encodes 225 amino acids. The record is from RefSeq and is a predicted model, not a curated record. Gene Ontology annotation, biological process: ubiquitin-dependent protein catabolic process. The transcript has a single exon. NCBI's taxonomy places the organism in Eukaryota, Fungi, Microsporidia.
AUGAGUAAGUACGACCGCGCUCUUUCUAUCUUCUCUCCUAAUGGCCGAAUCUUUCAAGUUGAAUAUGCACAAUUAGCCAGUGAAAGGGGAUCGCCAGUUAUCUUCUAUUCAAAUCAGCAGAGCAUUGCAGUAGCUAUUGAAAAACGUGCAGAGAGUAAGAACAGAAUCCUUUCCGACUUAGAUAAGUUUAAGGAAGUUGAAUCUGGUAUCUAUCUUUCCUUUGCUGGUAUUUAUCCAGAUUGUUUAGUUAUCAUUGAUCAAGCCAUUCUUAUAGCCAGACAAUAUGCUUAUGAUAUUGGCGAGCGGAUUGAUAUCAAGAAAUUGGCCCAAGAGUUAGGAGAUUACUUGCAAAAAUUCACUAUUACUGGUGGCUGUCGGCCAUUUGGUGCUAAGAUAGUCCUUUUUGGGUUUGAUUCGAAUGGUCCUGUUAUUGCUUUAGUCGAACCGGAUGGUAAUUACUCUUUCUAUAUUGGAGGGGCAAUUGGUCAGAAGAGUGAUAAGGCUACUGAGUACUUAGAAACAGCGACGGGUUCGAGUCCAACUCAGAUUGUAGCUCAAGCUCUCUUUAAUACGGCUCAGAAAGACCCUCAGAAAAUGACCAUUUAUGAGAUUAGUCCGGAAGUAGCUCAAAUUAUGCCUACUUCGGCUAUCUCAGAUCUUCUUUCAGAUGCUCAGUAA